Molecule: messenger RNA, 1580 nt
Organism: Cydia amplana
Lineage: Eukaryota; Metazoa; Arthropoda; Insecta; Lepidoptera; Tortricidae
Product: putative serine protease K12H4.7
Exons: 9
Coding region: 51-1517 (488 amino acids)
Biological process (GO): proteolysis
Molecular function (GO): serine-type exopeptidase activity; dipeptidyl-peptidase activity
Source: RefSeq, a predicted model, not a curated record
ACAAAGGAACGUCGUGCAGCAACAAAUAUUCGUAUUUUUUUAUUAUCACCAUGCGUUUGAUUUACUUUAUAAGUAUACUUAUUAUCCAAGCGGCGUGUGCCCUGCGAUUUCGCCUUGGACGUGACAAAGGUGGUAACUUGGGCGCACCGAAUGUUAAAAAUGUGGAAUUACCCAAAGCGCAGUGGUUUAAGCAAAAGCUUGACCAUUUCAGUCCAGCCGAUCAGAGGACUUGGAAGCAGCGCUAUUUUGUAAAUGAUACCUUCUAUGACUUCUCAAACCCUGGUCCGGUUUUCCUGAUGAUAGGGGGUGAGGGCCCCGCAGACCCCAAGUGGAUGGUCCAAGGAGCUUGGAUAGACUAUGCCAAGAAAUUUAAUGCUCUCUGCAUCAAUUUGGAACAUAGAUAUUAUGGAGAAAGUCAUCCUACUGAGGACAUGUCAGUAAAGAACUUGCAAUACUUAUCAUCGUCGCAAGCGCUGGCCGACUUGGCUUACUUCAUACCCGCGAUGACCAACAAGUAUAAGUUGGCUAAAGGAGUGAAAUGGAUAGCGUUCGGCGGCUCGUACCCCGGCUCGCUGGCCGCCUGGCUCCGGCUCAAGUACCCGCACUUGGUGCACGCCGCAGUCUCCUCCAGCGGCCCGCUGCUGGCUAAAGUUGACUUUGUAGAAUACUUUGAAGUCGUGAUCGAUGCGUUACGACAGAAAACUGGGAAGGACGACUGCGCCUACGAAGUUAAACAGGGCCAUGCGGAAAUCGUUAAACUGAUGGAAACCAACCCCACUCUUAUUCAACACGAAUUCAAAGUCUGCCAACCCUUCGACCGAGCAACAGCGAACGACUUGAACAAUUUCUACGACACGCUGGCUAACAACUUCGCGGGCGUCGUGCAGUACAACGAAGACAACCGCAUCGGCAGCAACCCCAAGUACAGGAACGUCACUAUUAACACUAUAUGUAACAUGCUUACGGAGGAGACCGCUCGGCCAUCACACAUGAAGUUGGCCGACUUCAACUCCGUGAUACUAGAAGUGGAGAACCAAACCUGCCUGGACUACAGUUACGACAACAUGAUACAGGAGCUCAGGAACAUCUCGUGGAGCAACGAAGGAGCCCGCCAGUGGAUGUAUCAAACGUGCACCGAGUUCGGGUUCUACCAAACCUCUACGGGCACCACGCCAUUUUUCGGUGACAAGUUCCCUGUGGACUUCUAUAUUCAGCAGUGCCAGGACAUAUUCGGAAAGAAGUUCAACAAAAACUUCGUGAACGCCGCCGCCGCCUGGACGAACAACUACUAUGGCUCGCUGGACAUCAGCAUAAGCCGCGUGGUGUUCGUGCAGGGCUCCGUCGACCCGUGGCACGCGCUCGGCGUCACCACGCCGCGGGACAACGCCCCGGCCAUCUAUAUACACGGCACAGCACACUGCGCGAACAUGUACCCUCCCAGCGACAAAGACCUGCCAGAGCUAAAGGCCGCCAGGGUCAAAAUCGAACAGCUGCUCUCCGAGUGGGUAGCUUCGUGAUCGCGACACGUCGACACCAAUACGCUCUCUAUUUACUGAAUACUCAUAUUUGGUUUCCUUGUU